Daktulosphaira vitifoliae (grape phylloxera) is the source of this 1513-nucleotide messenger RNA. RefSeq names its product actin, muscle. The coding region runs from base 173 to 1303 and encodes 376 amino acids. Gene Ontology annotation, biological process: mitotic cytokinesis. The record is from RefSeq and is a predicted model, not a curated record. The transcript is spliced from 4 exons. NCBI's taxonomy places the organism in Eukaryota, Metazoa, Arthropoda, Insecta, Hemiptera, Phylloxeridae.
UACAUAGCCAUGUAUGGACGGCAAACGAUAUUUUUGGACCUAGCCGUUUAUAAAACCACCAGAGCUAGCGUAUACCAUGUUCAUUAACACAAUCACAGGAUCAGCAGCCACACAGCCGCAGACCGUCCGACAUUUUUUCAUUGCAACAAGCAAAUAAAAUCAAAUCAGCAAAAUGUGUGACGACGAUGUAGCAGCUUUGGUAGUCGACAACGGCUCCGGUAUGUGCAAGGCUGGUUUCGCUGGAGAUGAUGCUCCCCGUGCCGUGUUCCCAUCCAUUGUUGGUAGACCCCGUCAUCAGGGAGUCAUGGUCGGUAUGGGACAAAAAGACAGCUAUGUAGGUGAUGAAGCUCAGAGCAAAAGAGGUAUCCUUACUUUAAAAUACCCAAUUGAACACGGUAUUAUCACCAACUGGGAUGAUAUGGAAAAAAUCUGGCAUCACACUUUCUACAAUGAAUUGCGUGUUGCUCCAGAAGAACACCCAAUCCUAUUAACCGAAGCCCCAUUGAACCCAAAAGCUAACCGUGAAAAGAUGACCCAAAUUAUGUUUGAAACAUUCAACACCCCAGCUAUGUACGUCGCUAUCCAGGCUGUGCUAUCUUUAUACGCAUCCGGUCGUACCACUGGUAUUGUUUUAGAUUCUGGUGAUGGUGUUUCACACACUGUACCUAUCUAUGAAGGUUAUGCCUUGCCUCACGCUAUUCUUCGUUUGGACUUGGCUGGUCGUGAUUUAACCGAUUACCUUAUGAAAAUCUUGACUGAGAGGGGUUACAGCUUCACCACUACUGCUGAAAGAGAAAUCGUCCGUGACAUUAAGGAGAAAUUGUGUUAUGUUGCCUUGGACUUUGAACAAGAAAUGGCUACAGCUGCCGCUUCCACCUCAUUGGAGAAAUCCUACGAAUUGCCCGAUGGACAGGUCAUCACUAUUGGAAAUGAACGUUUCCGUUGUCCAGAAGCUUUGUUCCAACCUUCCUUCUUGGGUAUGGAAUCGUGUGGUAUUCAUGAAACUGUAUACAACUCCAUUAUGAAGUGCGAUGUUGACAUCAGGAAGGACUUGUACGCUAACACUGUAUUGUCUGGAGGUACUACCAUGUAUCCAGGUAUUGCCGACAGAAUGCAAAAAGAAAUCACCGCCUUGGCACCAAGUACGAUCAAAAUCAAGAUUAUUGCUCCACCUGAACGUAAAUACUCUGUCUGGAUCGGUGGUUCUAUCUUGGCUUCUCUUUCCACCUUCCAACAGAUGUGGAUUUCCAAGCAAGAAUAUGACGAAUCCGGCCCAGGAAUUGUCCACCGUAAAUGUUUCUAAUCCAAUAACUUCCCUCAACUCACAAAAUCAAAAUUACAAUCACGCUUUAUGUUCAUUUAUAUUGAAAAAACAUUGUUUUUUCAUUUUGUACAUAUCGAGACGAUUCACGUCGUUUUACACGGGGAUAAAGUAACAGUUAAACUUUUGGGAAAAAAAUUGUAUUUAUUAGCGCGUUAAUCGUUUCGAAAUAAACGUUUCUAUACUAUAUAA